This is a messenger RNA of Entrophospora candida, 843 nucleotides long. Lineage: Eukaryota; Fungi; Glomeromycota; Glomeromycetes; Entrophosporales; Entrophosporaceae. The record is from the annotation of a GenBank genome assembly.
AUGUUAAAUCUUACUAUGGAUAAGGUUUUAUUGGUAAAAGGUUGGUCAUCACGAUCAGGUUGGGGUUUUCCAAAAGGCAAAAUAAAUAAAGAUGAACUUGAUUCAAUUUGUGCCGUUAGAGAGGUGUUUGAGGAGACUGGGUAUGAUAUCACACCAUUGAUUAAAGAAAAUGAUUUUGUUGAAGUAACAAUUCGUGGCCAAAGGAUCAGACUAUAUAUAGUGGCUGGUGUACUAGAAGGUGCUAAUUUUUGUCCACAGACACGUAAAGAAAUCAGUAAAAUAGAAUGGCAUAAUCUUUCAGAUUUACCCACUUGGACAAAAAAUCGUAAUAAAGAAUCACCUUAUAAUUGUGGUGGUGGUUGUGUUAAAUAUGGUAGCAGUAGAUAUUAUAUGGUUGUUCCAUUUGUUACUAAGAUAGGAAGGAAUAAGAAACCAUAUUGGUUAGAUGAUAACAAUUAUGCUAUAAAACCCUCGCACGAAUCAGCAAUCACUUGUUCUGAAAGUGAUGGCAUAGAAGAGGAUGAAGAGAACGAAAAUUUGGCUUUUAUUGAUGAUCAUGGUCAUCACAUAGAGGAUGAAAACUCAAUAUUUGAUCAUACCACAUUUAUUUAUCAUAAUAGCAAUAGCAACAAUGGCAACAGUAAUAAUUACAAAAAUAAUUCAUCCGAUAAUUUUGUUAAUAAUAAAAAAGGUAAAGCUAAGGCGGAUUUAAAUUAUACAAAAAAUACAAGACCAAACCAUGAUACUAGCACCAUUCAAGGCACUUCUGCUAAUAAUGCGCUCUAUGAAGAAAUAAGGGCACAAGAAAGACAAUUACUUGAAUGGAUAACAACUCAAAUAUAA